Penicillium longicatenatum is the source of this 849-nucleotide messenger RNA. Its product is annotated as acetate uptake transporter family protein. Gene Ontology annotation, cellular component: plasma membrane. The coding region runs from base 1 to 849 and encodes 282 amino acids. Gene Ontology annotation, molecular function: acetate transmembrane transporter activity. Lineage: Eukaryota; Fungi; Ascomycota; Eurotiomycetes; Eurotiales; Aspergillaceae. The transcript is spliced from 3 exons. The record is from RefSeq and is a predicted model, not a curated record.
AUGACAACCUCCGAGCCCGACCUUAGUAAACUGGAAGCCGGUGAGACAAACCAUACCACCUCCAGUAGCUCAUCGCAGCCACAACACCAGCAGACCUCACAGUUUGAUUAUGGUCCUCUGGCGCGUGUAAAUACCGCGGAAACACGUCUCGCACCGUUCGGUGGCGAGUUCCAGCCAGGACUCUAUCGUCCUGUGUCGGACCGAAAGUUUGCGAACCCUGCUCCAUUGGGUCUUUGCGGUUUUGCUCUUACGACUUUUGUGUUGGGAUGCGUUAAUAUGCAGGUUCGUGGAAUUACCGAGCCGAAUAUGGUUGUCGGACCUGCAUUUGUUUAUGGUGGAUUCAUCCAAAUUCUUUCUGGAAUGUGGGAAAUGGCGGUUGGAAAUACUUUUGGAGCUACAGCCCUGACGUCCUAUGGCGGGUUCUGGAUCUCGCUGGCCAUCUCAUUCACCCCAGGUGGAUUCGGUAUCCAGAAAAGUUUGGUUGAAGCUGACAAUGGGAGUCUGGGGAUGUUCUAUGACUCCCUGGGGCUUUUCCUGAUGGGAUGGUUUAUCUUCACCUUCCUAAUGCUACUCUGCACCGUCAAAUCAACCGUCGUAUUCUUCUCGCUUUUCCUCUCGGUAGACAUCGCUUUCUUACUUCUCGGAGUGGGAUACCUAUGUCGAAAUGAAAUGGAAGAGCCAAAUGCAAAGGUGAUCAAAGCCGGUGGGCUUUUUGCACUCCUAGCGGCUUUUCUGGCGUGGUGGGUGGCUUUUGCUGGUGUUGCUGACAACACGAACAGCUUCUUUGUUGUUCCUGUUUGGCAUUUCCCAUGGUCACCCAAGGGCAAGGAGAGUCGGAAUAAGGAGUAG